Messenger RNA from Sparassis crispa, 342 nucleotides. RefSeq names its product Protein translation factor SUI1. The record is from RefSeq and is a predicted model, not a curated record. Gene Ontology annotation, molecular function: RNA binding; ribosomal small subunit binding; translation initiation factor activity. The transcript is spliced from 4 exons. The coding region runs from base 1 to 342 and encodes 113 amino acids. NCBI's taxonomy places the organism in Eukaryota, Fungi, Basidiomycota, Agaricomycetes, Polyporales, Sparassidaceae. Gene Ontology annotation, cellular component: eukaryotic 43S preinitiation complex. Gene Ontology annotation, biological process: translational initiation.
AUGAGCGUGCAGAACCUCAACACUUUCGACCCCUUCGCAGACGAAGGAGAUCCUCUCAGCAGCAGUGCCGACGUUGGGUCUCAGCAGAACUACAUCCAUAUCCGUAUCCAGCAACGGAACGGCCGGAAGACCCUGACUACUUUGCAGGGCUUGCCCAAGGAGUAUGAUGCGAAGAAACUUCUGAAGGCGUUCAAGAAGGAAUUUGCCUGCAACGGAACACUCGUAGAUGAUGAGGAGGCUGGACAAGUUAUCCAGCUCCAAGGUGAUCAGCGACUCAAGAUAUCCACGUUCCUCGUCGAAGAGGGUAUCCCGAAGAUCACCAUCAAGGUGCACGGGUUCUGA